Acanthamoeba castellanii str. Neff is the source of this 1788-nucleotide messenger RNA. RefSeq lists its product as uncharacterized. The transcript has 6 exons. The coding region runs from base 1 to 1788 and encodes 595 amino acids. The record is from RefSeq and is a predicted model, not a curated record. Lineage: Eukaryota; Discosea; Longamoebia; Acanthamoebidae.
AUGGACACGACCUUCGGCAGGCUGGAGCUGGUGCUGCACGAGCGGCCUCCGCGGGCCGCCCGGCGAAAAGCGGAACACAGCCGAGAGCGGGCGCCGCCGGGCGCGGUGGUGGUGGAGGGGUGCUCGCUGUCGAUCGUCGCAGUGUGCUUCUCUCCCUUCAAGGACCUCCUGGCGGUGCGCUCCACCGCCAUGCUCUCGGUGUGGGUGCUCAAGCGGAGCGACGCAACAAACGACGACUUUCAAGCGCGACGCUUGCUAUCUCUUCCGCUGCCUGUCCCCUCGAGCUUCAAGGACUAUCGAAUGAAGUGGGACGGGAGUGCGGAGGGGCUGUUGUACCUGCCCUCGACGGAACAGAUCUCGAUCGUGCAGGUCUACGAGGACGACGAGUGCGUCGCCAUCGCGGCGGACAACAACAACAACAACAAUGAGAGACGCAAGGCGACGGCGAGAGUCAGGCGAGAGAACAUCAACAGCUGCUGCAACGCCCUGAAGCGGGAGCAAGAUGCUCGGCCCCUUUCGGCCGAGUCCGAGUCGCAGGUGGGAGACACAAGGCCUGAUGAAGUUAGAAAGAACGAAAGCGAAGGCGCAGGUUACAGAGCGGAGGAACGAAAGCGAAAGCGAAAACGACGCAGGUCGCAGCCGAGAGGCGAAGAAGGGUCCGCGGCGGGCAACAAGGGCAGGCGCGUGGUCAGGGUUCGGGGCAAGCGACGACGCCUCUGCGAUGACGAAGACCACAACACCAGCAGCAAAUGCGUGCAACAGCCGUUAACGGUCCGCGUCAAGGUCGAACCGAACGAUGACGAGCAAGAGCAAGCACCCAAGGAGGAGAAGCUGUGGGUGCCCAUCAACAGCUUCGGCUUCUUCGAGUCGGAGGAGUCUGAGUUCGACAGCCUGCCCGGCUCGCAACUGCUGGACGCGCUCGACGACACCAGCGGCCACGAAAGAGCGAAGAACGAUGAAAGAGCGAAUAACGACACCGCGCCAUCUAUACCGCCGGUCAAACUGGAGCCGGUGAAGCCGGAAGCAACGAGCGAUGUGGUCGCCGGCGGCAGCCACAGCACAAGCAAGAAGACGCCGGCGGCGCCGGCAGGCCGCCUGGUGGUGUGCCGCGGCGGUACCCCGGCAUGUCAGCUGUUCUUCGAGUGCGCGUGCGGCAAGCACCUACUGUGCUCGUCGUGCAAGCCCGACAACCGGUCGUGUGCCGACGAGGAGACGACGAGCAGCCAGAGCCCAGCGAAGACCAGCGCGACCACCGCAGUCACCACCAGGGCCGCAGAGCCCCAGAGGGAAAGAGGGGCCGCGAGCCAGGCGGAAGAGGGCGCGAGCCAGGCGACGCUCGACAACCUCCUCUUUCUGGCCAACGGCCGCAUCGGCGGCGGCGGGAGGGGCGAUCGAGCCGUGGGCGAUGAAAGCGAGGAGGAGAGCGAGAGCGUGUGGCACGAUGCCGGCGGAAGCCCCACGCAAGACAGCGAUGUCGGCGCGGAGGAGGACAACGACGCUGCGUUUUCGCAGGACCCGGAGGAGAUGAAAAAGCGCUACGCCAAGUUCCUGGAGAGCCUCCUCGCCAUGCAGGAGCAGCAGGAUAUUCUCGACCACGGAGGGAGAGAUGUCGUGGUCGACAACCACGAGGCCGCCGAUCCUGACUCGGGCAACGUCAGCCGAGAGCCGGCCUGGCUCAAGAAGCGACGACAGCGAGAGGAGCUGCAAAAGGUCCUAUUGGCCGACAAGGAAUGCAACAAGGUUCAAAGCCACGCGUGCUGCACCGCGCUGCGGCCUGCAAUCAACUGA